AUGGAUCAAAUUGCUUCUUGCAUUCAUGAUGAGCUUGCCUUGUUUGUUCAGAAAUAUAGAAGGGUUGUCAAAGAUAAAACCAAAGUCACUAGGAAUUGUCAAAAUCUUCCUAGUUUGUCUACAUGUGUGUCUCAAGACAAUGUUUUUAAGGAGAUGUAUUUUUUGGACUUUUAUGGCUUUAGGGAGGACAAAAGUUUGAAGGGUCUUGUAAAGUGCUAUCUAUGUGGUGGUGCUGGUCACAUUGAUGUGGAAUAUGCAAAUAACCACAUGAUAGAGUCUAAUGGGAGAGAAGAGUCAAUUAGUGCACAAUGGAGUGAUAAUGAUAGUGAUGAUUCCAAUAACUAUAUCACUUCAUCUUUUGAAGAGGCAAAAUUUUUUGCCCUUGUUGGUUCUAUUCAUAACUCUAGCCUUGCUAGAGUUCAUGUAGUUAAGGAAGGAAAAACUGAUUCAGGAAAUCAAUCUGUGUCUAGAGAUGAUAAACAGGAUAACCAGUCAUACAAGGAACAAGAUGACCAGUCAUACUUGGGAGCUGAUUUCAACCUCAAGGUUGAACCCCAAAUUUGGAAUAGGACCCUAGCUAAGGCACGACUCGCCACCUCCGUUGUUGGCCUCCAUAAAGAAGCCACAGUCUUGACUUGCCACCUCCGUUGUCGACUUCCACCACAAAGCCACGGCACCGUCAUCGUCGAUCUUCACUGUGAUCUCCUUGAAAGUAAUGUAUUCACUCUUUUGGGUGGGGGUGACACAAAAGGCAUAAUAGUUUCGCGAAACAUCACGUUUGGUGAGCUUUUGGAACGGGUGCAUAAGAUUGUUAAUACAGACAACAGGGAAGUCAAGCUUUGUUUAAAGUUCUUAGUUUCAAUAUCCUCGAAUGAGUGUAAGCAUAUCAAGAUUGAGGACAAUGAUGAUGUUAAAUUUUUUAUUAAGUACAGUUGUGACGUAAUUCCUUCGAAAGUGGCUCCUUUACUGGUGAGCAUAGAAGACAAAGGAGUGACAAAUGUCGUAGGUGAUCGUAUGCAUAUCACGACGGAUAUGAGUCGAAUGGCCUGUUCUUCAAAUGCCAUAGUUGAAAGCAAUGGUGAUGUACAUGGUGAUUUUGGAACACAAUAUUUAGACAUGAUUGAUUUUACAGGGGUGGAUGGGGUGCAUAGUGGUGAUAAUGGUACGGAAAUGAAUGGCUUGCAAAUGCACUCAGCCCCUCCUAUUUUGGCCCAUUUGGAGACAUUUUCACAAGUGGGUGUGGUGGGUUCCGGAACAACGUCUGAACUUUCUAUUCGACAUAAUUGGAGGCAAAUGGGUGAACAAAACGUGCACAAUUUGGGUAUUGUAAAUGAUGAAGAAGAAGAUAUUGAAAGCGCGUAUUCACGGAAUAAUUGGGAUCCAAAAUUGGAAGUUGGGAAAAUUUUCUCUAGUAAGGAAGCCCUAUCCAACAAGUUACAGUUGGCGGCAAUAAGAGGUCACUUUGAAUUUAAGGUGAAGCAGUCUUGCAAGAGUCGAUUGGUUGUGGUUUGUUCUCAAGGUCCAUGCCCAUGGCGGCUUCGUGCAUCUAGUUAUGGAGAAAAGAACUUCAUGAUUGUGAAAUAUAAUCCCGUCCAUGAAUGUGAUAUGAGUUUUAUACAUGACAAGCAUCGUCACGCAAGUGCUAAACUCGUUGGUAAUGCAGUGAAGCGGAAAUUGAAAGAUUCUCGCACAAUAUACACACCAAGUGAUAUAAUCAGAGAUGUGAAACAAAACUUUGGUGUCACCAUUAAUUAUUGCAAAGCUUGGAGAUCGAGGGAGUUAGCUCUAAUGUCCACUAGAGGUUCAGUAGAGGAGGCAUAUUCUCUCCUUCCAGCUUAUUGUCAUGAAUUAGAACGUGUGAAUUCUGGCACAAGGACAUACAUCCACACCGAUGAGAACAAUCACUUUUUGUAUUUUUUUAUGGCUGUUGGGGCAUGUAUUAGAGGGUUUCAAUCUUCAAUGCGGCCAGUCAUUGCUGUGGAUGCCACGCAUUUAAAAUGUAAGUAUAAAAGUGUCCUCUUUGUUGCCAAUGCAUUUGACGGAAAUCGAAAUAUAUAUCCUCUUGCUUUUGAAAUUGGGGAUUUAGAGACGGAUGCAUCAUGGCAUUGGUUUUUCAGCAAGCUUCAUGAAGCUAUUGCUGCGAAAUCUUAUGGUAUCGCUGAAUUUGAUCGUCAUUUUCACAAGAUCAAGGGAAAUGAUGAGGUUGCUCAAUAUCUUGAAAGUGCAGGAUUACACAAGUGGUCUAGACCUCAUAUGGAUGGACGUCGAUACAAUGUAAUGACAACAAAUAUUGCGGAGUCAAUCAACUCAGUCCUUCGGUUCGCAAGGAUGCUACCUGUGGUGCAUUUGAUUGAUGAAAUCAUCAAUCUGCUUGUAAAAUGGUUUAGUAAACGUCGUGAUUUUGCUUUGAAAUGUACAUCAACAUUGUGCCCUGACUUUGGCGAGAAAAAGUUGAGACGCAGGUUGGAAUGUGCUUCAAGGAUGAAUGUUGUGAAACUGAAUCACGUAGAGUAUAAUGUCGUGGACGGUGAUAUGGACGGCCACGUACAUUUGACGAAUAACACUUGCAGUUGUAGGAAGUUUCAGCUUGAGCAACUACCUUGCAAGCAUGUAGUUGCAGUUUGCCGUUUCUUAAAACUAAAUGUAUACUCCAUGGCUUCUCGUUAUUACACUCAAAAUACAUGGUUGGAUGCUUAUUCAGAUACCAUCUACCCGGUACAGCCUCAAGAGUUGUGGGUUAUUCCUGAAGAUGUCCAAAGUAGAGUUGUGCGUCCUCCAAAUGCAAAGGUCAUGCCAGGUCAACGAAAAAGUUAA
Prunus armeniaca (apricot) is the source of this 2814-nucleotide messenger RNA. The record is from the annotation of a GenBank genome assembly. NCBI's taxonomy places the organism in Eukaryota, Viridiplantae, Streptophyta, Magnoliopsida, Rosales, Rosaceae.